AUGAAGUUCAGCUCCCUCCUUCUCGCCGCCACGGCCUCGGUCAUGGUCGCAGCCACUCCUCUCGCGGCUCCCCAGGAUACCUCGACCAACUAUGCCAACGUCAACACCGUCUUCGCCCGCGCCGAGUGCAAGCAGUGCAGCGAUUGGUUCGAUAAGUGCAUGCGCUCCUGGUUCUGCUGGCUCAACCCUAAUGCCUGCGUUGUCACGUGCCGUCGUGAGAUGUGCAAGGCCAUCCAGGAGUGCCGUGACAAUUGCCCCGGUGAUUGUCCUCCUAAGGCUGCGGAGGCUGCUACCGAGGUUGUUCCUAUCGUGGUCGCUGAGCCCAAGGUUGAGGCCCGAGACGACUGCAAGAAGUGCGAUGACUUCUACAACAAGUGCCGUGGUUCUCCCUGGUGCUGGCUCAACCCGUACGGCUGCGACGUCUCUUGCCGCGCUGAUACGUGCCGCAAGAAUGGCGACGACUGCCACAACAAGUGCGGUUAUUCUUGCUAG
Molecule: messenger RNA, 492 nt
Organism: Parastagonospora nodorum SN15
Lineage: Eukaryota; Fungi; Ascomycota; Dothideomycetes; Pleosporales; Phaeosphaeriaceae
Exons: 2
Coding region: 1-492 (163 amino acids)
Source: RefSeq, a predicted model, not a curated record